AUGUAUCCAUCUUUAGAGGAGGAUUAUUGUUUGGUUUGUCCAAUAUACAAAGGGAUUUCUUCCUUUGUUGGAAAAUACUAGUAAAAUUGUAUAAAUCCUACUAAAAAUCAGAAAAAAAGUUAGAACUAGUUUUUUGCAAUCAAGACCGUGGAAAAUAGUCAUGAUUAAGACUCAUAAAAAGAAAUUGAAUAUUUGAGAGAGCUACUAGAACAACCAUACAUAACUUAACUUAUAAAAGUUUAUGAGUCUAAGAAUAGUUAUCACCUAGUCUACAAUUAUGAAGAAAAUGGCACAUUACUUCAAUAUAUAAAUUAGAAUUAAGUACUUUAAGAAAUCCAGAUCAAAAUACUCAUGAAAUAGUUGCUUUAAGGUUUAAACGUUAUUCACAAAUUUGAUCUAUUGCACAGAGAUUUAAAACUAUAAAACAUCAUCGUUGAAGACCCAUAAUUUCUCAAAGUAAGAAUUAUCGAUUUCGGAAUGGCUUGUAAAAAUAGUGAUAAACAAAGGAUCAAAUAAAGAUGUGGGACUCUUGGAUAUGUAGCUCCCGAAAUACUAAAUUCAGGUUAUACAACUUAAAAAUCAGACAUUUUUAGUCUUGGAUGCUUGUUUUAUAAUAUGGUUACGAAGAAAAGUAUAUUUUCUGGUUCUAAUACAGUCUAGAUUGCUAAAUCUAAUCAACAAGAUAAUCCUCUUUUAAGAUUGUGA
Messenger RNA from Stylonychia lemnae, 705 nucleotides. The record is from the annotation of a GenBank genome assembly. NCBI's taxonomy places the organism in Eukaryota, Ciliophora, Spirotrichea, Sporadotrichida, Oxytrichidae.